AGUCCUUACUCUGACACACUGCUACAGGUGUGGCUCCCUUUUCCAAUAAAGACACAAACAGGGAGUACACCUAGAAGGAUCUUCAAGAGACAACCAUUCAACCUUUUAAGUGCUCACUGGAUUGUAUGAACCAUCUAAAGACCAGGGGAAUUGACAUGGGAUAUCAUACAACACUUGACUGCUGAGGAACUCCACAAGUUAAAAAGGAGUAUUCUUGGAAAACCAGUUCAAGUCACCAGAGGAAACCAGAACAAAUGGUGACAGCAAAGCUUCAUGUUCAGAUCAGUCUCAGAGCCUCAAUACCCAGUCUGAGAUCUAAGACAUUGACAGUCACAGACCCUAUCUGCCUGUGUUUCGUCCUCUCAGCCUUCUAGAACCAGCCAUCAUGAAUCUGUCUCUGGACAGCUCUUAUGGAGACGUGACCAUCCCUCGGGCCAAGCUACGUUCUACAGAGGACAGCACAAUCAUCAUUAACCCCAUGGCCCUGGAAAGUACCCACAGCAACCGCAACUCCUCCCUCAACCCGUACGGCGCCUUCAAACCCAGCGGGGAGUCGCUAGCCCCGUCAGAAGUAACCAAGGAUGGGGACGGUGAUGGUGGCGCCUCAAACCCCCAUCGCUACAACGCCAAGACCUCCUACACAGUGAUGGAGGACACUGAAGAGGAGGUGGGACGCUCUCGGGCCUGCUGCCUGCGCUGCCGACGGAAGUGAACUGGCAACCUCCACCCAGAUCAGGAAACAGUCAAACAACGCCCGGCUGCAAAGGAUUCUGGGUAUAUGAACUAAGACAAUCAAGGGACACUGUCGGAAGACACUGUCCAAUCUGGUGUUACCAGCUGGUUUAAAAGCCAAAGCCAUCACUGGUGAAACGUGUAGGUUUUUAAGGAUUCAUUAGUGAUAUCAUUUAUAUUUAAUGCAAUUUCCAAAGGGAUUCUUCUCGGGAUUCGAUGCAAGAUGCGCUCACAGCCACUAUGGCAGAAUCUGCCUUUGAAACAGAAGUUUUACAUAAGCCUUUCACUUACGACUUUGUAUGCUUGCUUUUUUUCUUACAUUUGAGUCAUUUAGCAGACGCUCUUAUCCAGAGCGACUUACAGUUAGUGAGUGCAUACAUUUUCAUACAUUCUUCUAGUCGACAACACUGUGCUAUAUUUAGCUAUGGAUUUUUUUGUUAAAUAUUUAUACCCUGAUGUCUUUAUGCCUUAUCUGUCUGUGUUUGAAUGACGUCAAAAAGGCCACUCUUGGGUGGAUGAUGCAAUUAGCCAGUGUUCAGGGAGUGGUAUAGAGUAGGACAACUGAUACAGUACACAAAUGUCAAGGAAUUAGUAUGCAACAACCUUUAACUUCCUCUAUCAAACCAACCCGUCACAAAGAUGACAUGCUAGGCCUUUGCUAUGGCCGGGACAGACUUGACCGCACCAGUGAGUUGGAACUAGAGGAGGGGCAGCUAGCUCAGAGGCUGGGUUAGUUUCUAUGGGCUGAGUCCAGUCUUCCCAACCCAGAUCACACCACAACACACCACUCUGUCCUGCUGAUCCAUCUGCUGGGUUGGUCGCUCUGCUGCUGAUGGUUUACAAUGCUGCCUUUGUGCGACUGGGUCCCAGGAAACCAGGCCCCCGCAGCCCCAGCCCCAGCCCCAACCAUUCUGCUCUGUGUAUGUGGUAGACAGUACCUCACUGUCCCCCCUGGCCAAAAAGAGUUGAAAGCGAGGCCUGACUGGAUGAGAUUGAAAUGCAAUAUGGCCAUGCUCAUGCCGUCUUGUUUGUAUGAGUUACACAAAACCACUGUAUGUCCAUAGUUUAUGCUUGUGAAACUAUUACUGAAAUUCAACUCUGCAUCGUUUGUUUUUAGAAAUUAGAUUACAUUUUUAGCAAACUUGUACAGCAUAUUAGGGUCACCUCAUGAACUGGUUCCAUGUAUGAAAGCCCCUCUUAGUUCAAGACCCUAAUCCCCCAACAGGAUUACAUGAGGUGCAUGAGUUCGAACUUCACUGCAUGAACUGUUCUUUUUUCUCCAGUCAGCAGUGGACUACAACUACUCAGCAAAGCUCACAUACUGUAACUAGGACUGAGUUAAAGGAAUGUAUAACAAAGAUCGACACUAUGUAUGAUUGAUUUUUGUAAUGAUAAAGUGGAAUAAAAUGUUAAAAUAAAGAAUGUACGAAUGAUAAUUGGGACUGUGGUAUUAACUAUACUGAACAAAAAUAUAAACGCAACAUGUAAAGUGUUGGUCCCAUGUUUCAUGAGCUGAAAUAAAAUA
Molecule: messenger RNA, 2257 nt
Organism: Coregonus clupeaformis (lake whitefish)
Lineage: Eukaryota; Metazoa; Chordata; Actinopteri; Salmoniformes; Salmonidae
Exons: 2
Coding region: 386-712 (108 amino acids)
Source: RefSeq, a predicted model, not a curated record